This is a messenger RNA of Rotaria sordida, 848 nucleotides long. NCBI's taxonomy places the organism in Eukaryota, Metazoa, Rotifera, Eurotatoria, Philodinida, Philodinidae. The record is from the annotation of a GenBank genome assembly.
AUGCAACGUAUGAAUCUACGAGAUGAAUUGAGCGAUUCAACGCAACGUGGUUGCACAUUAUGGCUGCUAAUUUCAUGUGUUAUUUUAACGUUUACCACGGCAUUCGUCUACGGUUGGGGUCUUGGUGCACCGAAUAUGUACAAUCACUAUACAGAACUAUUUCUCAAAGGCGAAAAUCCUUGUGGCAUGGCUUGUGUAGUUGUACCACCUUAUAUUGGUGAAAUCGCUUCUCAACGUGUCCGUGGUGCAGCUGGUGCUGUCUUUCGAUUGUCUUUAACCAUCGGCAUCCUCAUUGCUCAAUUAACUGGCAUGCCUUUCAUUGCUGGUACUUGCCAUUCUUGGAGUUGGGGUCUUGCCAUCGUCUUCUUGCUACCCUUUAUUGGUCUGUUCAUUCUUUUUUUGAUACCGAAUUCCCCUACACAAAUGAUUACCGUAUACAACAAUGAAGAUCAAGCAACGGAUGAUUUAAGAAAAUUGCGUGGAACAAGCAAUGUGCAGACCGAUGUUGACCUCAUUCGUCAAGAAAUACGACUGAGAACCAGUGGUAGCAAAUCGGAACCUUUAUCAAUUCCAAAAGUAAAUAAAAAACAGGAAGAAAAAUAAAAAUAGAAUUCUCUCUCUCAUCGUUCAUAUUUCAUUUUUAGGUGCUCACUUCCACUCGCUAUCGUUGGCCGAUGUUGACCACUGUUAUUCUUCAAUUGUCACAAGCAUUAUCUGGUAUCAAUGUUAUAUUUUUCUACUCAUCGAAAAUGUUUCUCAAAGCAGGCAUUUCUCCAAUCAUGAUUCCCUAUGCCAAUAUGGGUACUGGAUUGAUUAAUGUCAUUGCAACCAUUGUGUCAUUAUCGUUG